This is a messenger RNA of Nymphaea colorata (pocket water lily), 1032 nucleotides long. RefSeq lists its product as uncharacterized. Bases 202 to 843 code for a protein of 213 amino acids. Lineage: Eukaryota; Viridiplantae; Streptophyta; Magnoliopsida; Nymphaeales; Nymphaeaceae. Gene Ontology annotation, molecular function: RNA binding. The transcript has 9 exons. Gene Ontology annotation, biological process: maturation of LSU-rRNA from tricistronic rRNA transcript (SSU-rRNA, 5.8S rRNA, LSU-rRNA). The record is from RefSeq and is a predicted model, not a curated record. Gene Ontology annotation, cellular component: nucleolus.
UUCGCCCCAGCCCUCAAACGCAUAAAAGGAAUCCGCGAUGGCGCGAAACGACGAUCUUAUUUUUUUGCCCUAACAAAACUGCCGCCGCGGUGCGAUCCUCCUCCUCCUCCCCCUCGCAGCAGACCACCAUACGCGCAGAACAGCCGCAGCAGUGGGAGCCUUGCGUUCCUCUCUCUCCGUCUCUUAGCCAAUUUAGCGCAAAUGGUAAAAAUGAAGAUGAAACGGAGUGGUGGCAGUUUAGAAAGGGCGAUGUCACAACGCAGUAAAGAAGCUCCUGACUUCUUGCCUUUGGAAGGUGGUCCUGGGAGUCGAUUGCCUAAAGAAUAUGAAGAGCCAUCUGCAUUGAAUUCCAGUGUCUUGUAUAUCGGCCGCAUACCUCAUGGAUUUUAUGAAGAACAGAUGCAAGGUUUCUUUAAACAGUUUGGGACUAUCAAGAGAUUGCGGUUGGCACGAAACAGAAAGACAGGGAACUCUAAACAUUAUGGGUUCAUUAAAUUCGAGUCACCUGAGGUGGCUAAAAUUGUUGCUGAUUGUAUGCAUAAUUAUCUGCUAUUUGAGCACAUGCUACAAGUUCAUGUAGUUCCAUCUGAGAGAGUUCAUCCAAAUAUGUGGAAGCAGGCAAAGCAAAAAUAUGAUCCAUCAAGAGGGAGAAGACUUGAGCGGAUGAGACAUAAUAAGGACAGGACUGCUGAAGAGCACAAGAAGUUGGUGGAGGCAAUCAUGCGGAGGGAUCUUAAGCGAAGAAAGAAAAUAAAAGCUGCUUGUAUUGACUAUGAAUGUCCAGAUAUGGUAGGGAGUGUUCAGCCUAUCCCCACGAAAAUGAAGUUCUCGGAGGAAGAAUAGAUUGAUAUUUUUCUCUGUGAUUUUGCUUACCUAAAUGGGUGUAGCUUCAAUUUCCUAUUCCCAGAUUUGUUCACUUGCGAUAUAUACAGCAUUAUACUUCCGAAUGAAUUUAUCUGCAUAUUGCUAGAAAAUCUUACCUAGGUAUAACUGAAAAGCAGCCGAGUCAAAACUAACAUUUUGUCCUGUGGA